Mytilus trossulus (common blue mussel) is the source of this 8004-nucleotide messenger RNA. Its product is annotated as DENN domain-containing protein 5B-like. Gene Ontology annotation, molecular function: small GTPase binding; guanyl-nucleotide exchange factor activity. Bases 151 to 4068 code for a protein of 1305 amino acids. NCBI's taxonomy places the organism in Eukaryota, Metazoa, Mollusca, Bivalvia, Mytilida, Mytilidae. The record is from RefSeq and is a predicted model, not a curated record. The transcript is spliced from 24 exons.
CCUACCGGAAGUAGAUUUACACAGGAAGUGGUCAGAUCAACAACACAGAUCAUUCGAUUCAUUGUCCAAAACUUUACCCAUCGCAAUAUGACAAUAUAUUUAUUAUAUGACGAUUACUUAACAGAGAUCAGGGGGAAAUAAUGCCAAGCAAUGACAUUUCAGUCUCAGUCAACCCGAUUUGCGGACUAUUUCGUCGUAUGUGGCUUGGAUGUGAAGUCUGGCUUGGAACCAGAUCAACUGUCUGGUGAACAUUUGCAGUGUCCUCCUUUAGAUCGUCCUUAUAAGUCCAAGGUAUUGGAUCAUUAUCCUGAAUCAGUGCCAUGGAAUGCAUUCGACAAAGUAGCUGUUGGGAUGCUCAGUUUCCCAAGAGGUUUAUCCUUUUGUAUACAGAAAGCUGACAGACAGCCAGACUUUCAUUCGUUUAUCAUUACUAGGGAAGAUGGAACCAGAACAUAUGGGUCUGCAUUUAUUUAUUACGAGGAAGUUACAGAUGACAAAAUCUUGGCUGCCAUGCAGACAUUACAACACAUGUUCCUAGCAGAGGUUGAAACUGAUGUGUCAGACACUCUACAUAUUGAACAAGUAGGAGGGAAUCUUAGAUUUAGUCCUGGUACUACAAAGAAAAGGACAAUUGACGAUUUGAAAAUUUACAAAUCCAACAAGGAUAGACUGUAUGUGACAAAAUGUUUUUGUUUAAUUACUCAGCAACCAUUUGUUCAGCCGACUCAGCAGUUUUUACAACAGUUACAUAGUGCUGUAUUAAAUCCAACAGAAAUAGAGUUAUCAUUAGAAUCGUAUAUUUACAAUGUUUUAUAUGAAGUACCAUUACCUCCUCCAGGGCGCAGUAUGAAGUUUUAUGGUAUUAAGUCACCAAUAUUUUGUCAGCGUCCAAGUGUAAGUGAGCUGCCAUUGUUUGACUUCUGUCUGUCCCAGUUAUUUGAUUACCUUGACAUAAGAGAUAUCGUCCAGCUGUUUACAACAUUACUGUUAGAACACCAAGUCUUAUUGUAUUCUUCUGAUUACCAGAAGUUAAUGUUAGUAGCAGAAUGUAUGAUGACUUUGAUAUUCCCAUAUCAAUGGCAGCAUGUUUAUGUCCCUAUACUGCCAGCAUCACUCACACAUUUCUUAGAUGCCCCUGUACCGUUUGUAAUGGGUUUACACCAUGGUAAAGAGAGCAGAUCAGAACUCCAAUUACCUAGUGAAGCCAAUAUGUGUUUUGUUGAUAUUGAUGCUAGGACAGUUGAAGUUCCAGAAGAUUUGCCAAACUUCCCACACUCACAGGAAUUGAUUGGCGAACUCAUCAAAGUCAAAAACAAAUUUCGACAUGCCAACGAAAAAUCUGUAAACAUAACCACCCGAAAGUCUUUCUCAACUCUAGACAAUUUUGACAGUUCAUUGAAAGAAUCCAGAUUAAGUAACCAGAGUUGUCCAGAUCUUCAAAACAAGCUAGACAUUCUACAUCAAAGUGAAGCAUUCAAUAGAAUCUCUGAGCUUGCCAAGAAAACCGGGGUCUGGAACACUAUUGAUGAAUUCUCUGACAAAACAAAAGAAGUUUCUACUCAAAAUGAUGACAAUGAUGCAAGUUCUAUGAGUGAACAAGAAAUUACACAACUUAACUAUAACAACACUGUUAGAGAAAUCUUUCUGAAUCAUUUCUUACACAUAUUUAGUUCAUAUGACACAUUUGUUAUUUCCCCUAAUCAGGACAUGGAAUCAUGGUUAACAAAUCGGGAGUCCAUGCAGAACUUUGAUAAAGCGUCCUUUCUUAGUGAUCAACCUGAGGCUUACCUCCCCUUCUUAUCAUAUUUCACUGAGACACAGAUGUUUGCUACAUUCAUUGACAAUAAAAUUUUAUCUUUGUGGGAAGACCCAGAACCCAGUUUACGGAUCUUUGAUGGAAGAUUAAAACUGUUAAAGGAGCAGGUUGGAGAACAUGUGAGACAUACAUAUGCACCAUGUAAUACUAUUGAAGAUACAGAGAAUCUUUUGAAGAAGAGAGUGAUCUAUGUUGAUCACGUUUCCCCCAAACCUCACAGUCUGGAGGGAUUAACUGUAUCUACAACUAUAGAACCGGGAAACUUUCCACAGUUAAAUGAAAAAGUUCUCAACACAGAACCAGUUUUCAAGGCCAAAUCUAGAGAGGGUGCAAAAUGGAGAAAGAGGGACAGACAACUUCAACACUCUGAACAUCUUAAAAUGAAUCCUGAACAGAGAGAGGUUGUAGAAAAACAUGCUAAGCUCUGGCUAAAAUAUCUCCAGGAAGCACGAAGUAAAAGCAUGAGACAACCAAAGUUAUCCGAUAUGUCAGCUUCAGCCAUGAUACAGACUAACUGGAAAUUUGUAGAAACUUUACUGCAGGAGGGGAAAACAAAGACAAAGAGAAUGUUAGUAGAUAAGAUGGGACAUGAAGCUAUAGAAUUAGGCCAUGGUGAGGUCAACAUCACUGGUGUGGAGGAAAACACACUGAUAGCCAGUCUAUGUGAUCUGUUAGAGAGAAUCUGGUCACAUGGAUUGCAGUCCAAAAAGGGGAAGUCAGCUUUAUGGUCCCAUCUUACAAGUUUCCUAGAAUUAGAAGAAUGUAAACAAGGCAAUAGAUACUUGGAUCCUAAUUUGUUGUCUCCUGAAACAAAACCUAAGAAUGACCUAUCGACCUCUGUCAUGGAUUUAUAUAUGUCAAUUUGUAAUGUAGCAAAUUUAGCCUUGGAUGAUUUUCAUCUUAAACCAACAGAAAAGAAAGGUCACAAGAGAAAAGGAAGUUCUGGCAGGAUAGAGUUACCUACCCUUACACCACUACCUACUUCUAUAACACACGAUUUAAGGAAGGUUAUCCAGAUGUCGGACAUUCGUACAGAUGUUGGACAAGCCAGAGCUUUCGUAAGACUGUCUUUAGAAAAGAAGGUCCUAGCUACUCAUUUAAAGACUCUGCUGUCUGAUGCUGACCUACUCAGAACUUUAUACAAGAGAUACGCCUUCCUGAGAUGUGAAGAUGAAAGAGAACAGUUUAUAUACCAUCUUCUAUCAUUGAAUGCAGUGGAUUAUUUCUGUUAUACCAAUUCUUAUCCUAAAACUGUUGUGCCGUAUAAAGUAAUGAUUUAUCCGAGUCCAAAGUUUGGUUGUUCUACAACAAGUGCCAACCCCUGGGUGUGUAUAGCUGGACAGAUGGGCGAGACUGGACCUAUAGAGACGCCUAAAGGAUUUCUAGAGUUUAAUGUGGAGCACAAAAACUUGGGUGUAUUGACAACACUAAGGAUAGGUCAUGACAACAGUGGGAUUACACCAAGAUGGCUGGUAGAAUAUGUUCUGGUUAGGAAUGAAUUAACUGGUCAUACAUACAGGUUUAACUGUGGUAGAUGGUUAGGUAAAGGAGUUGACGAUGGAAGUACAGAAAGAUUACUGGUGGCUGAGUUAUUGUCACGUAAUAUGGAUAUAUAUGAUUUAGAUCUUGCUGUGCAUUACUCAUCUCCUCCUAGAUUGGGUUCUCCUAAGUCACCAAAGAGGAACACAGAACAAAGUUUGAAAAUUCCACAAAUUCAGGAGGCACUGGGCCAUGCUGUAAACAAUCUUGUUAAACAUUAUUAUAAACCAGAAAAAGAGAGAGGAAGUCUAACGUUUUUGCUGUGUGGUGAACGUGGACUGGUUAACUGUUUAGAACUGGUAUUUAAUUACGGCUUCAGAUCAUCAAGGUUGUUCCGUAAUAAAAUGUUUGUCUGGGAUUUCCUUGAGAAAGUGAAAUCCCAUGUAGAAUGUGUCAUGUCAGGCCAAGUGAGAAAGGCGACUAACAACAAUUUAUUUAAAUUCUGUGAUCUAAUUGAUACAAUCAAUGCCUCUGCAGAAACUAUUGGGAAAGAUGGAAAGUUUCAAGUGUUUGUCUGCGUAGGGAUAAGAGACCAUACAUUACAGAAACUGAUGCCAAUAAUUGCCAACACUCCAAUCACGGCACAGUUGUACGAGGAGUCAUCAUUCUUACGUAGUUCUAGUCAUAUAAACUAUCUAGUCCAUAUACUCAGCACAUUGGACGAGUUUACAAUCACGUUAGAGUCCUCAUUACUUAGAGGGAUAAACAUCUGAUAUUGAUACAUUGUUAAUUUGUUAAAAAUGUUGUGAUAAGAAUUGUGUUUGUGAAUGUAUAUAUCUGAAAAUCAAAUUUUUGUGACUUUUUUAUGUAAGAUACUAAAUAUAUUCAUAUGAUUCUAGGUGUUUUCAGGCACCUGGAUAUUUACUGCUUGCCAUUGGAGAUAAAGUAUAGCAUAAUCAAGACUGAUUUUCAUUUUUACCUUCAAUGCCCUUUUAAACAAGAAAAAUUAGAUAUUUUACAAUUCUUAUUUUAUUUAUAGUACUGUGAUAACUUAUGUUUAUAUAAAAGAUAUGUUACAAUGUGCUGGACAUGUUGGUUUUAUGAUACUGUAAACCAACUUAUUUUCGCGGAUAUUUUAUUUCGCGUUUUACCCUUUCUGCACCAAUUCAUGGCUAUUUAAUUUGCGAUUUUCUAAUAUUCUUGAAGAAGUUGAUAAGGAAAGAUCCGCGCUUUACACAUUCACGAUGAUUUAUAUUUGCUUUAUUCUUCUACUCGCGAAAGUCGCGAAAAUAAGUUGGUUUACAGUGUACCUCUGUCAUCUAAAAAAAAAAAGGCCAAAGUGUAGGAUUAAUGCAUAAUAUUUGGAUAAAUGAGAUCCUGAUUGAUAAGUAAUCUGAUUGGUUGUAUGUUAUGGUAUGAUAACUCUUCUAGGUCUUCCAAUGUUUUAGAGUAAAUGAGUAUAUUGGGUGAUACCACCAGUUUAUUAAAGCCCAUCUUGGUGGAGUUAUUAUUUAAUGAUAAUUAGUGCUGUGGAUAAUCUUUCCAUUUUAAUUCUUUCAACACUGCAAAUGUUAAAAUGUUAUCUUUUUGGUUGUAUUACUACGUAUGAUAUAAAGACAGUAUAAAACAUCGGUCACAGAAAGUUUUCAUAAGUAUUAAAUUGUGAGUUAUUAAUACAGGGUAGAAAUAAAAGAUGAGUAUAUUCAAUGUAUGUAUGUUAUGUAUAUUUUUUAUGUGUUGUGACUUUAGUUUUGGUGCAUAGGGAAAAUAUUGUGCUUGAUAGUCUUCAAAACCGUUUUAACAUUGUUUUCCAUGUAGCAGUUUAAUAUUUUGUGCUUAUUAACACCACACUGUUUCAAAAUUGUCGUUGAAUCUGGUCAAAGCUUAUAUAAAAUAUGUUUAUAUUUUACUUAUACAUAAUAACUCUUAUCACAACUCAUUUUCAGACUUAUAUUUUACCUCUAGUCUCAAAAGAAUUUUCUCACCACCAUUUUAUUUUACAGUCUAUAAGCUAUAGUGUAAAAUAUUAAUUUUAAGUCGGUCACUUGCACAUAAAACAAUUAAGAUGGAGGGCUUCUUUGUAAGCAAUUGUGCCAUUUAUUUCCUAGCUUAUUGUCACCUUGCAAUGAACCUUGAAAAUCAAUUACACUAGCUUUAGCAUACUUUAGCUUCUUGUUAAUGCUUUACCAUAAUUUUAGCCAAUAUAGCUUGGUGUGUAUUCAGCUUUCUCUUUUUUAAUUGAUUUAUUGAACACUUUUCAAUAUUAGUUUGUUGGAUUUGAAAUACUGUGUUUAAAACAUUUCUACAUCGUUACAUCACCUGCUUAGUAAAUAAGGGAUAAGUACAAUGAUAAAUUUGUUGGUUUGUUUAAUCCUUUAUCAAUCAAUGCAAGCAAAUUCUUCAAAAUUAAGGAUUGAAUUUUCACCAAAAUUUAAGAUAGCCUGAGUGCAUGUUAACUUUUUAUCCUGUCUACUGAAAUUUCAAACUAAAUAAAUUUUUUGGUGAUUUCCAAUAGCAAAAUUGAUUUAUCAUUUAGACAUACUAAUUGUUGAUGGUAUAUGUUUAUCAACAACUCUCACUCUUAUUGGGGUUAGAUAAACAUUUUAGAAAAUAUUCACUAACUAGUAAUGGCUAUUAGUUUUUCUAAUUUUAAUUUUAUUCUGAAUGAUUUUGGGUUUCCCAUAGUAAAAAAUAGACUCAAUUGUGUGCAUUCAAAUGGGAUAAGAGGAAGUUUGACUUUGUAAAUUCUAUUAACUUUUUCUAGCUUUUUCGUCAAGUUCUAGUACAGAUAAUUUCCAGCUUAUUUUAAAACAUUUUUUGACAAGUAAGAACAUAUUUUUAUUGCAAUACAUUUUGUUCAUUUUAUGAUAUGAUUGAAGAUGUUUAAAACUUGUAUAAAACAUUGUCAGUUGUCGGAAAGUUUAUCUAUUAAUAUUCAAAGGUCAAUUAGUACUAGACUUUAUUGUGUUCUAUAAGUGCAAUAAUUUCCACUCAUGUUCAGUUGAAGAAAAAAAGUAGUAGAUUUGCUGUCUGCAAAAGUAGAAAUUACCAUGUUUAUUCUCAUGACUAUACUCUUACAUAAAAAUUUUAAAUAAUUCACAUAUGUGUUAUUCGUGUGUAUGAAUGUGACAACAUUUAAAUUUUAAAAUAGUCUUGAUAACAGUAUUGUCUUUUAAUGGCAUAUGAAAUGAGUGAUGUUUUAUUCACACAAAGUAAAAUAGAUUAAUAAAAAAAGUUAUUUCAAUACACUACAUAAACAUUUCAAAAGAAAAAAUAGUGCAGAAUGAAGAAAAUAAAAAUUGACAGACUCAGUUUGAAUAUAUUAUUGUAAGUUCAAUUUUACCCCAAAUGAAAUAUAAAGUCUUCACAUAUAGUAACAUCUCCAUAGUUGUAAAUGAAAGCUUGAAAGUAUAUGCAUAUUUUUUUGUUUAAUUUAGUAGUAAUUUAAACAUUUGUGAAUGAGAAUGUCAGAUUUUUCCUGUCAAUGAUGUUAUUGUUAUUUUUAUCAGUAUAGAAAAUUGUUUGUGCCAAAUUUGACUUUGUAAAUUUUAAUAUUGUACUUCGUUUUUUUAUAUCCAUAAAUAUAUAAUGGUAUAUAACUUUACAUUUCCACAACAGUUAGGGAAAAAAUUACACUUUCUGUAUUAUAACACUUAUAGUUACUGGAACCUAACCUUAUUACUGUGAAGUAUUAGACGUAUUUGAAAAGAUCUGGUUUUGGUCCAAGGAAAUGAAGAUGUUGACAACUUUUCAAACUUGGAUAUAAUGUACUGAAAUGUAUUAGUUCAAGAAAUAUAAAUUUACUACACAAGAUUUUUUUAUGUUAUGGCAUUUUUACUUAUGUACUGUCAAAUAUUUGCAUUUGUAAGAGGAAACUAAACUCCUAUAGAUGUGUAACCUAUCCUCCUUUACCCAGAAAUAAAAUCAAUACUUCAUCAAUUUAUUUGGUGUAGUAAAGUAAGAUACAAAUCCAAGUUUUUCCAGUCACAAGGAUUUAUUUUGGCAAAAGUCUCAAAAAAUAAAUCAAUAGCAAAAAUAAGUUGGUUUACAGUAUGUACUGUCAAAUAUUUGCAUUUGUAAGAGGAAACUAUACUCCUAUAUCUGUGUAACCUAUCCUCCUUUACCCAGAAAUAAAAUCAAUACUUCAUCAAUGAUUCUGUAGUAAAAGUUCACUUGUAGGUGUAAGGACAAAAGGAAGAUAUUUCAUACUGAUAUGAGGAUAACAGUUCUUUUUCCAAGAAUAUAUUUCCUGAAUAUUUUAUUUUAUUUUAUUCUUUUACAUGACAUUUUCAUAACUGCUCAAUUUUGUUGAUUGUUUGUUUAUACCUUUGUUGUAUUUUAUAAACAGAUUAUUUAGAUUUUCAUAUUCUAGUUAUAAUUGUUCAUAAUUUUACUGCAGACAAAUACAACAGUGUAAAAUUGUCUGUAGGCAAACAAUUGUAAAAAAAAGUCCGAUAAUUUAUUUGGCUUUGCUUCAAAAUGGCACAUCCACACAGAUGCAAUAUUUUUACAUCUUUUUAGCCAAUAAAUCCCUACAAAUAUUUUUGCCUAUCGUUUUAAAGAAAUGAGGUUGUAUGAAGUAAAAUAACAAAAUACUAGUUUCUUAAAAUCUAGGUAUCUUUGUUUUCAGUACUACAAUUUAUUGGAUUUGUUUACAGGACACACAUGAAUGACAAUGUAUACCUUCCUGGUUGAAUUAAAAUCAAAAU